AUGCCGCAGCUCUUCCCAGCCAACCCCUCGGCUUCGAUGGUGAUCCGCAAUGUGACACCAAAUAUUAUUACAAUGAGUCUACCGUUCGCGCGUUUUGGAAUCGUCCGCUUCGGCGCCCGGGGGACGCUAGUCAAGCUUGCGACUGGUUCUCUCGCCAUUUUCUCGCCCGUCUCGAUGACCCCCGAGGUUCGCGAGGUUGUGCAAGCCCAGGGGGGCAAUGUCAAAUACAUUAUUGCCCCAGACAUGGAGCACCACCUCCACAUUACUGCCUGGAAGAAUGCGUUUCCCGAGGCCGCCAUCUUGGCGCCAGAGGGACUCUGGGAGAAGCGACAAAAGAAUUCAGAGUAUAACGAUGCGCCCUUCCAGUAUGUCUUCAAAAAGGAAGGAUCGCCUCCGACUAUCUCGGAGGAAUUUGAUGCCGAGUUCGACAUCGAGUACGUGCAUGCGCAUGGAAAUCGUGAGAUUGUCGCCCUGCAUCGGCCUUCGCGCACCCUCAUCGAGGCCGACUUACUCUUUAACCUCCCUGCUACAGAGCAGUACUCGAAGACCAAAGACGGGAGCACUGCGAAUUUCCUGACCCGUCUUUUCCUCCCUGCUAUGUCGGUGGGGAACCCUCCAACCGGUCAGCGACGUUUUAUCUGGUAUUUGGCUACUACCGAUCGGGGCGCUUUCCAGCAGUCCAUUCGACGUAUUAUUCGAUGGGACUUUGACCGCUUGAUACCUUGCCACGGAGAUGUGAUUGAGACUGGGGCCAAGGAGGUAUUUCAGAAUGUCUUCGCAUGGUUCUUGCAGGAGGACCACGAACAUGUCUAG
Molecule: messenger RNA, 813 nt
Organism: Penicillium chermesinum
Lineage: Eukaryota; Fungi; Ascomycota; Eurotiomycetes; Eurotiales; Aspergillaceae
Exons: 2
Coding region: 1-813 (270 amino acids)
Source: RefSeq, a predicted model, not a curated record